CCCCCACCUGGCGGGGAUAGGGCUCCGGGUGCCUUGGGUCAGAUAGGCUCAUGGCUUCUCCUAGCAAGGCUGUCAUUGUUCCAGGCAACGGCGGCGGGGAUGUGGCCACGCAAGGCUGGUACGGCUGGGUGAAGAAGGGGCUGGAGCAGAUACCUGGUUUCCAGUGUUUGGCUAAAAACAUGCCUGACCCAAUCACAGCUCGGGAGAGCAUCUGGCUGCCCUUCAUGGAGGCGGAGCUGCACUGUGACGAAAACACCAUCAUCAUAGGCCACAGUUCCGGGGCCGUCGCAGCCAUGAGGUACGCAGAAACCCACCAGGUGUACGCCAUCGUGUUGGUGUCCGCGUACACGUCCGACCUGGGGGAUGAGAACGAGCGUGCAAGCGGGUACUUCAGCCGCCCCUGGCAGUGGGAGAAGAUCAAAGCCAACUGCCCUCAUAUUGUGCAGUUUGGCUCCACCGAUGACCCCUUCCUUCCUUGGAAGGAGCAACAAGAGGUGGCCGACAGGUUGGAAGCCAAACUGUACAGGUUCACCGACCGCGGCCACUUUCAGAACACGGAGUUUCACGAGCUGGUCGGCGUGGUCAGGUCCAUGCUGAGCGCGCAGGCGUAGUCGGCGUGGCGCCUGCUGCCGGGCACGUGGGCGUGGGAGCGGGGCAGCGAUCAGACUAGUUACAGACCGCCGUUCUCAGGUGACUGCUGGACACACAAAGCAGGUCAAAUUGAGUUCCAAAGAAGCCUAAAAAACACACAAGUUACCAUGUUCAAACUAAAUUAAAAACAGCAUUUUCAUUUUCCAUAGUUCUUCAUCACCUUGAAUUGCUAUGACCUAAAGCAGUAUUUUUCCCAUUUGAUAAGGGACAUGGGACGGCUUAACCACCCUUAUCUGUCCAAAGUGAGUAAGACAGAAAUGAAACCCAGGUUUCCUGACUCCCAGUGCAGACUAGGUCACAGCCGACCUGGUCAGUGUAAGACCAGACUGGUGAGGAUUAGGGCGACGUGGAGAGCUCCUGCCGUGCGGUCUGGAUUGUUGCCAUGUGGGAAUUCAGCAGCGUAUUGCCAAUUUCCUGAUUUUUCAAGGAAAAAAAUUCAUAUGGUGGUUUUGUAUUUAGGGCCUGUGAGUGUAUGUAUAUAUGUAUAAUCCAUAUGUACAUGAAUUAUGUUCAGUCCAUAAACAUAUGGGGUCUGUUAGUUGGCAACUACAGUGCAAGUACAAAGUUUGCAAACACCGCAAGGCACACAAAGUCCAAGCCAUCCUUUUGUGACAUCUGCUGCUUUGCUUAGACAGGAGCUUAAAUGGUUCUCUGUGAAGCCGAGAAACGGACACAGUGUCAAAGGAUGAAAUCAUGGGAACAAUUUGGAUUUUGCUACGAAGUCUUAAAUAUUUUUCAAACUCAUCUUUCCAUCCCUCAAAUUUUGUUCUGUGAAUGUUCUACCUCUGUAACUUCCAAGGCCUUUUAGAGCUUUCAGCAUCAUUCCAUGAUUUUUUCUCUAAUCAUACUCCCUCAGAAAAACCCUUCUUUAUUUCCUAACAUUUUUGGGCUGUUAUGAUCCCCAGUAUUGUCUCUAACCAUCCCCCGCGAAUUCACACCUGACACUUGCUGUGACGUGAAUGCCCGUAACUGUUCACACCUAACGAAGAUUUAGAGUCAUCACUUUAACCUGAAAAGUCUUCUGAUUUCUAAAUGUACUCAAAGCCAGGAGAGCUUCUCUAAACUUCUAGCAGUAGUCCUUUUAGGGGACGGGAAUUUGGGAGGCACGGUGUGGUGGACAUCUUUUUCACGUUAUACACCUGAGGGUUAUUUGAGUUUGUUGCACUCAAUGUGUAUUACUUUUAUCAUUAAAAAUAAAGAUAAACAACUUAUUUGACAAGUUAGUGAAACAUAAAGUAGAUAAAUCAGUUGAAUAAUGUUUUUAGAGAGGUUGUUUUUUAGCAUUGAUUUAACCACGCCUAUAAUCAAAGUUUGAUUUUAUUUGAAUUAUUUGGGAAUAGUAAUUGUUCUGCUUAUUCUCUGCCUUUUUUUUGUUUUUGGAGUCCCUUCUUAAAAAAAUCACAAACUUAUACCAAUAACAGUUCAUAAUACUUUGUUGUUUUCUUCCUCCAAAAAAAUAAAUACAUGUAAUUGAGAAAUAA
Messenger RNA from Vicugna pacos (alpaca), 2132 nucleotides. RefSeq names its product RB binding protein 9, serine hydrolase (gene RBBP9). The record is from RefSeq and is a predicted model, not a curated record. Lineage: Eukaryota; Metazoa; Chordata; Mammalia; Artiodactyla; Camelidae. Gene Ontology annotation, molecular function: hydrolase activity.